Molecule: messenger RNA, 597 nt
Organism: Colletotrichum karsti
Lineage: Eukaryota; Fungi; Ascomycota; Sordariomycetes; Glomerellales; Glomerellaceae
Exons: 2
Coding region: 1-597 (198 amino acids)
Biological process (GO): G protein-coupled receptor signaling pathway
Cellular component (GO): heterotrimeric G-protein complex
Molecular function (GO): G-protein beta-subunit binding
Source: RefSeq, a predicted model, not a curated record
AUGCUCGCUCACCAGGAACGUUCUUCUCACAACACCACCACCGCCUCCUCUACCGCCCAUCCUCCAACCUCAUCAACUGCUGUCGCCUCAGCCUCAGCCACCGUCGCUGUCCCUUCAACAGCCGAGUCUUCUACGUCUCGCCAACGGCAGGACCAGGACGCCAGCCAUCGUUCCGACGACGAACCGUCCCGACGACAACCAGUUUCUGCUACCCCUUCGACGUCAGCUGCUACUGCCGCCGCCGCCGAACCUGUUGCCUCGUCGUCAUCAGUCCCUUCCUCGUCAAAGGCUCCAGCCCCCCGAUCCGCGACAACCAUGCCUCAGUACACCUCUCGCGAUGUCGGCGACCCGUCGCAGAUCAAGAAGAACAAGCAGUCAAUGGCCGACCUCAAGCUGCGACGGUUAACGGAACUGAACAACCGCCUGCGCGAAGAUCUCGAGAGGGAACGCAUCCCCGUUAGCAAUGCUUCUAAGAGCAUCAUUGCCUACUGCAACAGCACGAGGGAUUACAUGGUCCCGUCGGUUUGGGGCGCUGUCCCCCGCGGCGAAGACCCCUACGCACCACAACAAAGCGGCGGAUGCUGUUUGGUGAUGUAA